AUGGAAAAACAGUUGGAUGGUGAUGAAGUCAUAGUAGAGAUUCCGGGUGGUGAACAUAAGUCAAACACUAGCGACCAGUGUUCGGAGACUGAGGCUAAUGACCCAUUAACACCUGCAACUAAUACUGAGGUGUUUCAUUUGGAUCAAGACCAAGGUCUCAGAUCAAGGAAAAAAAUGUCCUCAUGUACCAAUUCUUCGGGUAUAGAAACACCAAACAGUCAUCUAUAUCCUACACCACAGCAGGUCGAUGUGGUCCAGUCUCAAUACCCGAAGCCAAUACUCACCGAAUCAGCAACAUUCAGCACUUGGAAAAAAGAGAAUGAUGAAGUGAUUUUAAUUCUUAGCAAAACUAUAGAUAAACUAGAAAAUAUGGAGAUUUGGAUUUUCGAUUUAUGGGAAUGGUGUGUUCUGUUAUUGGCAAUCUUGUGUGGUCGCUUUCUUUCAACCGGUUUUAUGAAUGUUAUACUUUUGUUAACUGAUAAUCAAUUCCUGGUUGGAAUGAAAGUUCGGUAUGUUACUCGCAGCCUGCGAAAGAGCAUUGGGGUUUUUAUUUGGAUAGGUUUGAUUUUACUAACUUGGGAACUCUUUAUCAACCGUGGUGUUCGUAAAUCAAGAGGUACCAGCAAAGUUGUAAAGUAUAUCACUAGGGGGAUUGCUUCUACACUUGUUGUUGCCGGUUUUUGGAUACCCAGAACUCUGCUUGUAAAGUUCAUAAAUUCUUCAAUUUAUGUUAGAAGAUAUGUUGAUAGAAUAAAUGAAGACAUGUUCCAUUACUACAUUCUUGAGACCCUUUCAGGGCCAGCAUUAAUGGAGGGCUCAGAAAACAUUAAUGGGUCUAAGUUACCAUCCAGAAAAUUCAGGUUUACAAGUUCUACCAAGGAAGAACAAAUGAACGAAAAGGUUAUUGAUGUUCUAGAUGUCCCGAAUUCAGAUUCUAUCAUAUCUGUUUGGACGAUAAAACAGUUUCUUAAAGUUGUAAGGGGGUUUGACUUUCCUAAUUCACAUGGUGAAAAUGGUGCUUAUGCUAUAUUUAAGAAUGUAGCUAAACCCGGGCACAAGUACAUCACAAAGGAUGAUCUUUUGCGUUUUAUGAACGAAGACGAGGUGAAGGCAUUGCUUAAAAGGAUAGUAGGAGAUAGGGAAACCAUACCUAUUACGAACAAAUCCUUCAGGAAUUGGGUAAGGGAUGCGUCUAUGAAUCAUAAGGGUCUAGUUUUAUCCAUAAUUGACACAAAGUCAGCCAUAAAGGAGCUAAACAAGUUUGUAACUGGAAUUACAGUAGUUGUAUUCAUAAUCAUCUGGUUAAUUAUCACGAGGAUUGCUACAAGAGAAGUGUUGCUUUUCAUCUCUUCUCAGUUCUUACUUGCAAUUUUCACAUUUGGGGCGUCUGCUAAGUCAACAGUUGAAGCCAUAAUAUUUGUGUUUGUGAAAUACCCAUUUGAGGCAGGAGAUCGUUGUCUCAUUGAUGGUGUCCAGGUAAUGGUGGAGGAAGUAAACAUAUUGACAACUGUCUUCCUGAAAUAUGAUAAUGAGAAGAUUUAUUAUCCAAAUUCAGAAUUGGCUUCAAAAGCAAUCAGCAAUUUCAAUCGAAGCCCAGACAUGGGCGAUUUUGUGGACUUUGAUUUGGAUGUUUCCACUUCCAACGAGAUCAUCUCCGCUCUAAAAGCUAAAAUUAAAGGGUACAUAGAUGGCAAACCUGAGUUUUGGUAUGCAGAUCACAAUAUAAGGGUUCUGGAGAUUCAAGAUGUGAACAAGAUGAAAAUGAGACUCUGUGUAACUCAUACGAUUAACUUUCAGUACUAUGGAAAGAGAAAUCAAAGAAUAUCGGAGCUGGUAGAAGAGCUGAAGAAGUUCUUUGAAGAACUUGCCAUCAAGUAUCAUUUCCUUUCGCCAAGAAGUCUCCAUGAUGCUACUUUCUAGUCGUCGAGAAUAUAUAUAAGUCAUGUCACGUUAGUCGCUCAAAUCCUUACCAGAUGUUUCUUGUCCAUGGUUUAUUCAUUCCAAACUUGUGAUGUGAAUCUUUUGAUCUAAAUUGUAAUCGUCAUUAAUAUUUUACUC
This is a messenger RNA of Erigeron canadensis, 2058 nucleotides long. Its product is annotated as mechanosensitive ion channel protein 10-like. The coding region runs from base 1 to 1920 and encodes 639 amino acids. NCBI's taxonomy places the organism in Eukaryota, Viridiplantae, Streptophyta, Magnoliopsida, Asterales, Asteraceae. Gene Ontology annotation, biological process: detection of mechanical stimulus; transmembrane transport; monoatomic anion transport. Gene Ontology annotation, cellular component: plasma membrane. The record is from RefSeq and is a predicted model, not a curated record. Gene Ontology annotation, molecular function: mechanosensitive monoatomic ion channel activity. The transcript is spliced from 5 exons.